GUUACCAGCUGGAUUCUGUGCAAACGUGUCGAAACUGAAGUGUGUAUGAGUAAUCGGCAACGUUAGCUAAUAUACUAAUUCUACUACCUAUUAUUAAGAAAUUGGUUUCGCCUCAUUUUAAAAGCAGUGGCAAUGGCUACUGUCGAAGAAUUGAAGUUGCGUGUCCGCGAAUUGGAAAAUGAAUUGAUUAAGUGUAAGCAGAAGCGAUGUCCCGAAGAUGCCGGUGGCAGCCAGAAUUAUAGACAGAGGAUUGUGAAGAUGAGUGCUGAAGUAGUGGAUUCAAAUCCUUACAGUCGUCUUAUGGCGCUGAAACGGAUGGGCAUUGUCGAAGACUAUGAGAGAAUUCGCACAUUUUCUGUCGCAGUGGUUGGAGUCGGUGGAGUUGGAAGUGUGACUGCCGAAAUGCUGACAAGAUGUGGCAUUGGUAAGCUGAUCCUGUUUGAUUAUGACAAAGUGGAACUGGCGAACAUGAACAGGCUUUUCUUUCAGCCGCACCAAGCUGGACUCAGCAAAGUGGAGGCUGCGGAACACACGCUGAGGAGCAUUAAUCCUGAUGUAUCCUUUGAGACUCACAACUACAACAUAACAACCAUGGACAAUUUUACACAUUUCAUGGAUCGCAUAAGUCAUGGUGGACUUGAAGAAGGAAAGCCUGUGGACCUGAUCUUGAGCUGUGUGGACAAUUUUGAAGCUCGCAUGGCCAUUAAUACAGCAUGUAAUGAACUGGGCCAAAUCUGGAUGGAGUCUGGAGUGAGCGAGAAUGCCGUGUCUGGACAUAUCCAGCUCAUCAUUCCUGGGGAGACGGCCUGCUUUGCAUGUGCCCCUCCCCUGGUGGUGGCAGCCAACAUCGAUGAGAAGACCCUGAAAAGAGAGGGUGUGUGUGCGGCCAGCCUGCCGACCACCAUGGGCGUGGUGGCUGGACUUCUAGUGCAGAACGUCCUGAAGUAUCUCCUGGGUUUUGGUUCAGUCAGUCACUAUCUGGGCUACAACGCCAUGCAGGACUUCUUCCCCACCAUGUCCAUGAAGGCAAACCCUCAGUGUGAUGACCAUUACUGCAGAAAGCAGCAGGAGGAGUACCAGAGGAAGCAGGCAGAGAGGCCAAAACAGGAAGUGGUGGAAGAGGAGGAGGAGCAGGUCGUGCACGAGGACAAUGAGUGGGGCAUAGAGCUGGUCUCCGAAGUAACAGAAGAAGAGCUUAAGGCUGCCUCAGGCCCUAAACCAGACUUACCUGAGGGUAUCACUGUGGCUUACACCAUUCCCAAAAAGGAGAACACACCUGAUGGAGAGAUGGUUGAGGAGACAGAACAAAGUCUCGAAGACCUCAUGGCUCAAAUGAAGAGGAUGUAACCCCGCGAACAUAACUGUUCCUUCAGCUUUCAGCAAGCAACACUACUGCAACAGAAAAAGAAAACGCAAACCAUCUGAACUCUCUUUUUAUUCAACGCCUCACCUUAUAUUCGAUCUCCAGACUUCCUUGUCCAGGGUAACCUAUGCUGAUCCCAAGGCACACCAGGUAUAUUCUGCAUUACCGCAAGAGCUGGGUGGCUUGCUCCAAUGAUACAACAUUGUAUGAGGAUUAAAUGUCUGGGCACAAGUGCUCCUAAAGUUUUAUGUAUUCAGUUGUAAAGCCAGUGAAUCACGUUAACAAGCAACAGCAUUGUUUCCAGUUUUUGGAAUAGGUACAAUUUGGAUGUCUAUAAUGCCGCCUUUCAGCAUUGCGUUUCUUUUUGUAAUACGGCAUUUACUUAAAAUGCAGGUUUAAAUUAAACCAACUGAUCUGUAUAGUGCAAUGAACUCAUGGCUGUAAUGUAUUCUAAUGACUUGAGGUUUAAUGGAUGAUAUGUAUUAGCACUUAAGGUAACCUUCUGUAGUUAAUUUGUGAAGGGAGUGUAGAUGGAGUUGAUUACUGUGGUAAAAUUCCCCAUAAUGUGUUUAGUUCCCAACCGUUUCUCUCUAACAUUACUGGUAAUUUGGCCCUGGAUAAGCGAGUCAUGAAGAAAAUGUCUGCAGUUCAGUGGUAUUCUUCUGUGCAUUUGCUUACUACUCAUCAGCUCUUAAACUACCAUCAGGACAUUCAUGAACUUUGCCUGCACAGGAAUGGACACUUGCAUUACAUUCAUUGAGGUUUCAAUAAAGUAUUUAUUAGCCGGA
This is a messenger RNA of Anguilla rostrata (American eel), 2151 nucleotides long. It is a transcript of the gene uba5, whose product is annotated as ubiquitin-like modifier activating enzyme 5. Gene Ontology annotation, molecular function: UFM1 activating enzyme activity. The transcript is spliced from 12 exons. Gene Ontology annotation, biological process: protein ufmylation. Lineage: Eukaryota; Metazoa; Chordata; Actinopteri; Anguilliformes; Anguillidae. The record is from RefSeq and is a predicted model, not a curated record. The coding region runs from base 133 to 1347 and encodes 404 amino acids. Gene Ontology annotation, cellular component: cytosol; cytoplasm.